Molecule: messenger RNA, 902 nt
Organism: Setaria italica (foxtail millet)
Lineage: Eukaryota; Viridiplantae; Streptophyta; Magnoliopsida; Poales; Poaceae
Product: selenoprotein F
Exons: 4
Coding region: 153-632 (159 amino acids)
Cellular component (GO): endoplasmic reticulum lumen
Molecular function (GO): oxidoreductase activity
Source: RefSeq, a predicted model, not a curated record
GGAAGCGCAGUGCCGGCCUGCCGCUUAGCCGCUAGUCGUCGUCGCCGUCGUCGACUCGUCGCGGUGGUGGUGGUGGUGCUCGCGGUUGCGGCAGCUCCAAAGUCCAAGCCAUACGUUGGUCUGGGGCGACCGAGGCGGGGACGAGAGGAGGUAUGGGUCGAUCUCUCUACGCCGCCGCCGCUGUGGCGCUCGUCUGCUUCUCCGGCUUCUGCCACGGGGAGCGGCUCGGGGCGCGGCAGUGCGAGGACCUGGGAUUCACCGGCCUCGCCCUCUGCUCCGACUGCAACGCGCUCUCCGAGUUCGUCAAGGACCAAGAGCUGGUGGAGGAUUGUCGUAAAUGUUGCACUGAGGAUUCAGAUGAUUCAAUCAGCAAGCUCACAUUUUCCGGUGCAAUUAUUGAGGUCUGCAUGAGAAAGUUAGUGUUUUAUCCAGAAGUUGUUGGCUUCCUUGAAGAGGAUAAAGAUGACUUCCCUUAUGUGGAAGCCCGUUAUUCGUAUGGUUCUCCACCAAAGCUCAUAAUGCUUGACGACAAGGGCGAACAUAAGGAGACCAUAAGGAUCGACAACUGGAAGCGGGAGCACAUUCGACAGUUUCUCAAGGAGAAAGUGAAGCUGGUGAAGUCAGACAGCUGAGUUUAAACCCUAUGGAGUUUGGUACUUUGCAAGCAAAAUUGCAGCUGAUAUGAGAUGGGCAUCAAAUUCUGUGUGACAUCUGUACAACUCAAUAUGUUUGUAUAAGAAGCUUCUGUAGUGUUAUUUCUGGCAUACUUGUAUCCCGUUCCUAUUACAGUCAGGUAGCUGGCACUGUGAUUCAUGAAAAUUAGUUGAUGUAGUACUGGUUGUUUCCCGGAGCUUUAACUCAAUAAAGAGGGUAAAAGAAUGUAAAAAAAAAAGCUUUGGUCA